UGUUAACUGUUUCUCGCUAAUUGAAAUCUAUAUCCUAAUAUCGUUAUUUAUCAAUUUUAACUUUGUUCUGUUCGCGAUUUUACUGACGUACGUGUUGAUAACUAAGAUUCUUUGUUUGCAAGGCCGUUCGGCAUACUCCGACCACGGCAUUCUGCCUGCCGCCCAGUUAUUUGUGAUCGCUGUCCGUUUCUUUCAAUAAAUUCAACGAUUCCAAAUUGAAUUUUUCAUACAUUUAAUUGGUUUAUUAAUAUUGUUAAAAGAAAAACAUAAUUUCAAAAAAUGUACGACGAGGAAGAGGAGGAUUUACCUCCCGAAGAUUUUCGAUUUUUAUCAGUUGUUCCAACUGUAGACGAUUUUUAUGGACCCAAACCCUAUUUACGACCUUGUCAAAAUAAAGAACCUUAUAAUUCAGUUGAACACUAUUUAGAUGUACAAUUUCGUUUACUGAGGGAAGAUUUUUUUCAACCUUUGAGAAAGGCAUUACAAGAUUAUUUAUCAAAUAAUAAUAAAAAAGAUUUUCGUAGCAGUGAUAUUCGCUUGUACAAGAAAGUAAAAAUUCUUCCACCUGAAGUUAAUAAAAAUCAAAAUAUUGGCAUCAAAGUGUAUUUUGGUAAAAAAAAUUUUAUUAAUUGGAGAACAUCAAAAAGAUUCAUGUACAGAAGUCUAUUGAUGUUGAGCCAUGACAAUUUUGGGAAAAUCUUAUUUGCUACAGUAUCAGACCGUGAUACUAAAAUGUUAGAAAAUGGCUACAUUUUAGUUGAACCUUGCCUUGAAUCAGGGUAUAUAACAAAUGAGAUGUAUACUUAUGAGUAUAUUAUGCUUGAAUCAAAAGUAUAUUUUGAACCUUAUCUACAGGUUCUUAGUGCUAUGAAGUGUUUUAAUUUAGAAAAUUUUCCAAUGAAACAAUAUCUUGUAGAUGCAGAUACACAAUCAAGUUUACCAAAAUAUCUACGACGUGCUUCAAAUCUUAAAUGCAAAACCAUGAAUUUACCUAUUCAAAAUGGUUUGUGGCCAUUAGCUCAUCAGUUGAAUCUUGAUGAUUCACAGUAUAAUGCCUUUAAGCAUGCUUUAACCGAGGAACUAGCAAUCAUUCAAGGUCCUCCUGGUACUGGCAAGACAUUCAUUGCUUUGGAAAUUGUUAGUACAUUAGUACAAAAUAAAAAUCUUUGGAGGCCCAGUGGACCAAUUGUCAUUGUUUGCUACACAAAUCAUGCUUUAGAUCAAUUUUUAGAAGGAAUUCUCAUCAGUACUAAAUCUAUUGUGAGAAUAGGAAGUAAGUCUAAAAGUGAAAAAUUGCAAAAAUUUACAUUACAACAAAGAAGACAAACUACGCAUUUUAAAGAUAAUUACUCACAAGUUCGUGAAAAUAAAAAGAAAAUGUAUGAAGCGAAAAAGGAAUUGGAGGCAUUAAUACAAAUGAUGGCCAAGAUUAAUGUCGAUAAACAACGUUUAGAAACAUUAGAAGCCAUCGUGCCUAUACAAUGCCUCAAACAAUAUACAAAAGAUCGAACUCUGGCAUCUUUUCAAACAAACACUCAAUUAAUUACAUGGUUGCUCAAUGGCAAAGUACCAUCGGUAUUUAACACAGUUGCUCCUACAAAUCAAUUAAACUCAUCACAAUCAGAAAGUUCUUCAACUAGAGUAAAAGAUGAAGAAUCUGUAUCUGAUGAAGAAGAUGGUCACCAACACAUGGAUGAUGAGCUAGAACUUGAAACUGUUAAUAUUGAAUACAAUGAUUGUCAUGUUAUUUAUCCUUUGAAAAUUAUUGAUUCAAAAUUAGAACUUAUCGCUAGAGGCAAAAUUAAUUCUACAAAAGGAAAAUCUAACUUUCAUAAAAAACCCAUUCCAUCAUUAAUGGAAUUAAAUAACAAAGAAGAACGAGAAUUAUUAGAAGCUCGGAAAUUGUUGGAGCAACAAUUAAAUUUACAUCCAAGCCGUGAAGAUGGAAACUACAGGCCUAUUCACAAUCAACAAUGGAGGAUGUAUUGGACUUGGAUAAAACGCUGUCAUGACACUGCUGUGGAUCAGCUGAAUCGUAUGGAACUACAGUUUCGUGAACUUAGUAAAAAAUUAAGCGACAAAAAGAAUAUUGUAGACCUUGAUGUAUUGAAAAAAUAUGACAUUAUUGGACUAACUACAACUUGUGCUGCAAGAUUACAAUCUACAUUACGAGAAUUAAGAGCUCCAAUUGUGUUAGUCGAAGAGGCAGCAGAAAUUUUUGAAGCCCACGUUCUUUGCACUUUGACCAAUUAUUGUCAGCAUUUAAUAAUGAUAGGCGAUCACAAGCAAUUACGACCGAAACCUUCGGUUUACGAACUUGGCGUCAAAUACAAAUUAAAUCUGUCACUUUUCGAGAGGAUGAUUAAUAUUCGUGGCAAUUGCAAUCAACUUGCUCAUCAGCAUCGAAUGCGUCCAGAAAUCGCUAAAUUAAUAACACCGUCCAUUUACGACAAACUUUACAAUCAUCAGUCCGUAUAUUCACGUCCAAACAUCAAAGGGUUGGAUAAAAACGUGUUUUUUCUGCAUCAUACUCAUCAUGAAAUAAAGUUCAAUAACGAAGAUAGUUGGGCAAAUGAUUAUGAAGUUAAAUUUUUAAUUGCAUUAGCUAAUUAUUUGGUACAACAAGAAUAUGCAGUCAAUGAAAUCACAGUUCUUUGUACUUAUACAGGACAAAUGUUUGCUCUUAAAAAAGAAGUGAAAAACUACAGUAAUCUAAAAGAUUUAUAUGUGACUACUGUAGACAAUUUUCAAGGAGAAGAAAAUAAAAUUAUUUUGUUAUCUCUUGUUCGCAACAAUGACACAGGAAAUAUUGGAUUUCUCAAAGAAGAAAAUCGAGUUUGCGUUGCUUUAUCUCGAGCACGAGAUGGCAUGUUCAUCAUGGGGAACAUGAAUGAUCUUCUGGUUAAGAAUAAUAUUUGGCCAAAAAUUAAGCAGACUCUAGUUUCACAGAAUGCUUUUGAUGAACAAUUGCAUGUUCGCUGUCAAAUCCAUGCGGAUCAAACAACUUUGAUUAGAACUGCUAAGGACUUUGAAAAAUGCCCUGGGGGUGGAUGCUUGAAGCAAUGCAAUCUUGAUCUUACUUGUGGACAUGUCUGUGAUAGAAUUUGUCACGUUGCUGAUAGAGAGCACAAACUUCAUAAAUGUGAAAAAAAAUGCAACAAUAGUUGUCCUUUUGGUCAUCCAUGUCCAUUAAAAUGUUGGCAAAAAUGUUUACCGUGCAACGUCAUUGUUGAAAAGUCUCUUAAAUGUGGUCAUACAGUGAAAAUGAAAUGUAGUGAGCAUGCUGAAACUUUUCCAUGUUACAUUGAGAUUCAUACAAUUUUACCAAAUUGUAAGCAUUCAGUGCUUAAACCCUGCUAUAUUUCAGUUGAUAGAUUCAAAUGUCCUAUUGACUGCGACAGUCGUUUACCUUGUGGACAUGCAUGUAAUCAAAAAUGUCAUAUAACAAAAGAUCCAGAUCAUAUAGAAUAUAAGUGUACUAGGCCAUGUCCAAGAAUUUAUGAUGAAUGUAACAAAAAACACGAGUGCAAAAAACGUUGCUUUGAAGAAUGUGGAUUAUGUCCUAUAUCAGUCACUAAGAAACGAUCUUGCGGUCAUUUUUACAAAGACAUUGCAUGUUCAAAAAAUGUCGAGGACAUUGAAUGUACAAGGAGAUGCGAACGUGAACUUAGUUGUAAUCAUAAAUGCAAGCUAGAAUGCCAUGAAGUUUGUAAAUGCUUACAGAAAGUUCAAAAAGUAAGUUCAUGUGGCCACACAGUAAAAGUCCAAUGUUUUGAAGAAGCAACUCCUUCUAAAUGUACUGGUAAAUGCCCAAGAAAGCUAGAGAAAUGUGGACACCCUUGCCAAAAAAGGUGUAAAGAUCAGUGUACGUUAAACUGUGAAUUUCUUGUAAAACUAAACCAUCCUGGCCUUUGUGGACAUCUCAUGACAGUACCAUGCCAUGUUCAAUUUAAUUCUCAAAUGCAGUUAAUUCAAAAAAGUGCAUUAAAGUACUGUGAUAAACCAUGCAUGGAAUUAUUAGAAUGUGGACAUAGGUGUAAAGGUACUUGUGGUAAAUGUUAUCAAGGACGUAUUCAUGUGACCUGUCAAGAACCAUGUCAACACCCUCUCAUUUGUGGUCAUCCAUGUCAAAUACCUUGCAGAAAAGAAUGCCAACCUUGUAAAAGACCAUGUGAAGUUAUUUGUAAACAUAGUAAAUGUACUAAUAAGUGUGGCGUUCCAUGUGUAACUUGUAAAGAAGAAUGUGAUUGGGGCUGUGAGCAUCGAAAAUGUUCUAAAAAAUGUGGUGAUCUCUGUGACGUUGAACCGUGUAUGGUUCCUUGCAAAAAAAUUUUGAAAUGUGGCCACCCAUGUGUUGGUUUUUGCGGGGAUCCCUGCCCUCCGCUGUGUCGUUUAUGCAACAGUGAAGAACUAACAACGAUCGUUUUUGGCAAUGAAGAUGAACCGGAUGCGAGAUUUGUGUAUCUAGAAGAUUGUAAACAUUGUAUAGAAAGUGAUGCACUAAUGCAAUACAUGCAAAUUUGCGAUUCUGAAAUUGCAUUGAAAGUGUGCCCACUUUGUAAAACUCCAAUUAAGAGUUGUAUGCGUAUUAUGAACCAAGUGAAAACUCAUCUAAAAGAUGUUAUUGAAGUGAAACGUAAAUUUUUUUACCGUAAUCGAAAAGACUUGAAAGAACUACAACUUCAUCAUUGCCAAAAAUUGCGAGAACUGGCAAGUGUUUUUCAACAGUUACAUUUUAAAAAUUUGAAUGAAAUAGAAAUGAUCUUAAACUCCAUGUUAAAUCGAGGAGCUUCAGUGAUGAAAAAUGGGAAAAAACAAGAAUUGGACUCACAAGAAUUAGACUCUUUUGGAAUUCAAUUACAAAUUCUUUCAGAAAUGUUUGACAUAUUAACAAAAAUUAAAGGUAAAACUUUAAAUGAUGGAAUAAAAAAUCAAAUAUUAUUGCUGUGUAAUGCAAUACCUGGCAUCUGGUUGAUAACCAAGCAAACUAUCAAUGAUAUUCAAAGAGAACUGCGACGUUUUGAAUACAUGGUGGCAUUAUUUAAAGACUAUGCCGAGAAUAGGCAUUUUGAUUAUGUCAGGGACAAACUUUCCAGCAUUAAAAUAUUUACUCCUGAAUUAGAAAAAGAAGUACGUAAUUCCAUUUCUCAUAUUACAAAAGAAGUGCUGGUGGCAGAGCGAAAAAUGAUCGUUGCGGCAAUGGCUAGAGAAAUCAAAAGCGGUGCAUGGUACAAAUGUCCUAACGGCCAUUUUUAUGCCAUUGGAGAAUGCGGUGGUGCUAUGCAACAGAGUAAGUGUCCAGAAUGUGGUAGUGCUAUUGGAGGUUCCAACCAUCGCAUUACCACCGGAAAUACUCCCGCUCCUGAAAUGGAUGGUUCUUAUCAACCAGCGUGGCCUGGGCAAUAUUAAAAAAAUUUAAAGCUUGUAUUUUGAGUUAAAACUUUUUUUGAAAUGUUUUAUAAUAAGCGAUUGUUUUUUACUUAUUUAAAAUGUUGACAGUUUCAUGUUAAUUUGGUGGUUUUUAAAAUCUGAUUUGUAAUAAAAAAAUUAACCGAUAUUGAUGCUGAAUAAAGAGUGUUAAAAAUUAUAAA
This is a messenger RNA of Trichogramma pretiosum, 5591 nucleotides long. Its product is annotated as NFX1-type zinc finger-containing protein 1-like. The transcript has 14 exons. Gene Ontology annotation, biological process: regulatory ncRNA-mediated heterochromatin formation. The record is from RefSeq and is a predicted model, not a curated record. Gene Ontology annotation, molecular function: zinc ion binding; helicase activity. Gene Ontology annotation, cellular component: nucleus; nuclear RNA-directed RNA polymerase complex. Lineage: Eukaryota; Metazoa; Arthropoda; Insecta; Hymenoptera; Trichogrammatidae. The coding region runs from base 280 to 5409 and encodes 1709 amino acids.